AUGUAUAAGCUAGUCUCGUCCUGCUUGCUUUUCAUAGGAUUCUUAAAUCCUCUCUUAUCUCUUCCUGUCACUGACUCCAGGGAGGUGUCCCCUGGGCACUCAGCAGCUGAUGAAGAUGCAAGCUUUAGUUUGGAUGCGCUGGAGAGAGCCUCCCCUCUACAGAUGUCGCCAGAAACGCUGAGUGCAGAGAAUACUCAUGAUCUUCAGAAAGCAGGCCCUACCACCAGCACCAGCACUAUCAACUCAAGAGGAAGUGUGAGAAAGUUUCAGGCUUUCUCUGGACGGGACCCCCAGGUUUUACUGAGUCACCUUUUGGCCAGAACCAGGAAACAGUAUAACAAACAAGGGACGCCCUCUGAAUGCUUCUGGAAAUACUGUGUGUGA
Molecule: messenger RNA, 384 nt
Organism: Orycteropus afer afer
Lineage: Eukaryota; Metazoa; Chordata; Mammalia; Tubulidentata; Orycteropodidae
Gene: UTS2
Product: urotensin 2
Exons: 4
Coding region: 1-384 (127 amino acids)
Biological process (GO): regulation of blood pressure; blood vessel diameter maintenance
Cellular component (GO): extracellular region
Molecular function (GO): hormone activity
Source: RefSeq, a predicted model, not a curated record